GCUUUUUCCCCCAGGAACGCUUCUUGUUUGGAAACAAGAGUGGGGAGGGGGAAACGGAUUCCUGACUUGGAGACUACGACUCCCGGCAUCCCCUACGCUCCACAGCGCGCAUGCGGUAAAGAUGGGAGACGAAGAGGAGAAGCAGCAGCCGCGUGUGCUGCAGAUGGUACGAGCCGAGGGGUCGGAUAAGAGCUGUGUCACGUUUGUGCUCAACAAGGAAGAUCACACCCUCGGCAAUUCUUUGAGAUACAUGAUUAUGAAAAACCCUGAAGUCGAGUUUUGUGGUUACAGCAUCACCCAUCCCUCAGAAAGCAAAAUCAACUUCCGCAUCCAGACCAGAGGAGGCCUACCUGCUAUAGACGCAUUCCAGAAGGGACUGGAAGACCUUAUGGGUGUCUGCCAACACGUGCUUAACACGUUUGAGGCAAGCGUAGAAGAAUACAAGGCCUUGAACGAUGUGACAAUGCAGUAGUAGGUCGACACCUGCAGAAUGGAUAAACCUCUGCAUACAGCAAUGGGUUUGGGGACUACGAUUUAUUAAAAAGACAUUUUGGUUUUUUAAAAAAAAAAAAAAAAACUCUCUUUUUCUAAGGCCCGCAUGAUGGAAUCCAUGUUCUUCCUUUAGGGUUUAUAACGCAUCUAUCGCCAGGGAGCGACGAGAAUCUUACGUUAAUACGGCAGGUUUUUUUUUAAUUCUAUGGUAACUUAUCAGGUUUGCGAUGGGCACAAAGGAUAUAUUUUCAGCUGACGGUUCAGCCAUAUUUGAAAUUUCUUUUUUUUAAAGCUGUCGGAAUAGCUGCCUGUGGAAUGUUCCCCUCAAAGCCAUUGAGGGCUAAUAAAAAGGUAUCUGAAAGGCCAUCCAGAGUGGGAAGACUGGAAUGCUCUACUUCUGGUGAACUAGCUUCUGACAUCUGGUGACAUCUGAGAUCCUGGAAAUGGUCGUCUCGCUCCAGUGAGCUGCACUGAAAUAUGUGUCUUGUUUUGGAUGGCCCCACGGGCCGGAUCCAACCACAUCGCAGACCGGAUUCGGCCCGUGGACCUCGUGUUUGACACCCCUGAGCUGGAGAGAGUGUAGAGAAGACAACACAAGGUGACAAGGUGACAAUCUUAUGAAGAACAGUUCAGAGAAAUGAUGACAGGUAACCCUCGACGUACGACCACAUUUCAGCCCAAAAUUUCUGUUGUUGCCUCAUUUUACCACCUGUCUUGCCCCGGUUGUUAAACGAAUCAUUGCCGUUAAGUCAGCAACAGGGUUAUUAAGCAAAUUUGGCUUCCCCAUUGACUUUGCUUUGUCAGAAGGUUGCAAAAGGGGAUCGCGUGAUACACCCCCCCCCCCCAGGAUGCUGCAACCCAUCAUAAAUACGAAUUAAGCGGCUCAAUUUUGAUCCCAUGUCCAAGGGCUGGAACAAUUGUAAGUGUGAAAAUCGGUCAUCGGUUACCUUUUUUUGAUGCCGUCGUAACUUUGAAUGGUCACUAAAUGAACUGUUGUAAGUCGAGGGCUACCUGUAUGUUCGGCCGAAGGAAGAGGUUGUAAAAGAGGAGACUGUUCUGCCCCAGCUACAGACCCCAAAGAACGCAGCACACACAAAAUCUAUACAAAGCUUAUUUUACUCAAAUAACUCAGUCUUUUUCAACCAAAGGCUGUUAACAAACUUCCUUAACAGCUUACAAGUAUUCUAAGAUAAAGUAAUCACAGUCUUACUAGGGUUGGCAGAAAGCCCAGAAGCAAAUUUUGCAGAGAAUCCAGACGCAAAGGAGAGUGAACUAAAGUUGUUCCCUACAGCUUGCUGCAAUCAGCGUUCCUCCUUAAAUAGGCUAAGGGAGUAGCCAAUUAGCCCCAAGCCUUACUCUCGAGGAGACCUCCUCCUGAGGAGCCACUCCUGCCUUUUGGCUGCUCUGCGCGCCCGUGCAUUGAGAAGAGGCUCCUCCUCUUCUUCCUCUUCACUUAAUGGAGGUUCUGAAAGCCCUGGCUGAAUCCCCGUCUCUGGCACCACAUCUUUUCCAGCCUCCUCACUGUCUGACUCGAGCGCCAGCUGCACAGGCUGCUGGUGCAGCACCACACCAGCCUCCUCGCUGUCCGAAUCAGCUACAAUCUGCACAGGCCACUGACGAGCCACAACAGAGACUUGGUAACCGUCUUCUUCAACUUGAAGGGCUUCACACCAGGAAGAGGGUGUGUGGAGAUAUGUUCUGCUAUGCCCAAGGGAAGGACAUGAAGUGUGGGUGGAAGCUUAAGAGAAAGAAAGUGAGACUUGAAAUAAGGAGGUAUUUCUUAACCAGGAGAGCUAUUAAGCAGGAGUAGCCUGCUUCUGUGGCGCUACACGUAUGGAGGGUUUUCAAACAGAGGGAAUUAAUCUUUAUUAUGAUCACAGACCAACAAACAGGUUGGACAGCCAUUGGUUUGGGAUAGUGUGAGGAUUCCUGCUCUGGGCAAAGAGAGAGACCAAAAGACUACAGCAGCAGCAGCCAAAAAAAGCCAAUGCAAUCCUAAAGUGUAUCAACAGAGGGAUACAAUCAAGAUCAAGGGAGGUACUAAUACCACUCGAUAAAGCCUUAGUAAGACCACACUUAGAGUACUGCAUCCAGUUUUGCUCACCGCACUAUAAAAAAGAUGUUGAGACUCUAGAAAAAGUGCAGAGAAGAGCAACCAAGAGGAUUAGGGGACUGGAGGUUAAAACGUGAUGAAUGGUUGCAGGAACUGGGCAUGGCUAGUCUAGGGAAGAGAAGGACCAGGGGAGACAGGAUAGCAGUCUUCCAAUAUUUGAGCGGCUGCCACAGAGAGGAGGGGGUCAAGCUACUUUCCAAAGCACCGAAAGGCCUGUCAAGGAAUAAUGGAUGGAAACUGAUCAAGGAGAGAUUCAAUCUAGAAUUAAGGAGAAAUUUUCUGACCAUAAGAACAAUCAACCCAUGGAACAGAAGUUGCCUUCUUCGGAAGUUAUGGGAGCUUCAUCACUUGAGACUUUCAAGAAGAGAUUGGACUGCCAUUUGUCAGAAAUGGUGUAGGGUCUUCUGCUUGGGUGGGGGGGGGUUGGACUAGAUGACCUACAAGGUCCCUUCCAACUCUGUUAAUCUGUAUCACCUCCAAGAUCCCUUUCAACUCGAUAAAAAUGGCUCAAGGGAGACCAAUAUAUUAGAAGUCUUAAUUAUGUAGCACUUGCCUAAAUCUUUGCCCUGAUGUCUUGUCUCAGUCUUUCAUUUGUGAGAAUUUUUGGUUGACAUUGAAUUAAGGUUUCCUGACAGAACAAUUAACCAGUGGAACAAUUUGCCUCCAAAAGUUGCGAAUGGUCCAACUGUUGUGACUCUGACCCCUGAGCCUGUCCUAACAGAGGGAGAGGACUCAGAAGGUGAAGGAGAGGAUUUGGCAAGGCCUCCCUCUCCAGGACCCUUCUCUCUGGCAAUGCCUCAGGUUUCCUCUGAAGGCCAAGAGAUAUGCCAGGAGCAAGGCACUUCGGAGCAGCUGCAGAUAGAGAACGAGGGGGAUGAGUUUUGGCUGGAUCCCAGACAGCGUCGGAAGGAUAAGCAUGCGCAGCAGAGAAAGAGGUGUGGGCGGGCCAGAGAUUGAGCUGAGUCACUGGACCACACCCCACAAGGAAUAAAAGGGGGUGUGUUGGCUAUUCAGGCCUUGUGACGGACAAAUUGAAAAGCUCGGAAGUCAUAUCGUGUGUUGUGGCUCCGUUACCUGAGCCUGUGUUAUCGGCAGGAGAGGACUCCGAGAGUGAAGGAGAGGAGUUGGCAAGGCCUCCCUCUCCAGGACCGUCCUCUCUGGCAAUGCCUUCGGUGUCUGCCAAAGGUCAAGAGUUAGGCCCGGGGCCAAGCACGUCCACACAGCCACAGGUGGACAGUAAUGAGGGAGAUGAGUCUUGGCUGGAUCCUCGGCAGCGUCGCAGAGAUAAGCACGCGCAACAGAAGAAGAGGCGUGCCAGGGAUUAGUCUCAGUCAUUGGACCACACCCCACAGGGUAUAAAAGAGGGUGUGGUGGCCGGUUCAGCUCUGUGACAAGCAAAAAACGGAUAUCGGACGACCUUCUUUGUAUUUACUGGACUUUGUUGAUUAUUGUGUAUUGGCUUUGUUCCCGGACGAAAGGAGAAACUACCCCCUCGUGAGUAAAGAAUACCUGUCAGCCAGCUACUGAGUUGCUGCCAAUUCUGAUGCCAGAUAAACUGUUGUCGGCUGAGUACUUUAACUGUUGCCUGUCUGUGGGGGUGCGUGUGUGAGACGGGGACAGAACAUCAUGUUUCUAGAACCCUGUUAGAAUCUCUUUUUAGAUUUCUUCAGACUGGACAAUUCUUUGCUUUGCGGAAUUAAUUUGGUAUAUCGGACUGAGGAGAAAAAACCUCCAUUAGUGAGUAAAAUCUCUUGGCAGGCAGUUCAUGGUUCUCUGCCAAGACUGUUAUCUUAAAGGAAUUCCCCACUGUUUGAUUCAUUAACUCCUGGCUGUCAGUUUGUGUGUGUGCGUGUGACGGGGACAGAACACCAAGACUAAGUUUUUAAGAAGAGAUUGGACAACCAUUUUCCUGAAGUGGUGUAGGAUUUCCUGCCCGAGCAGGCGGUUGGACUAGAAAACCUCCAAGGUCCCUUCUAACUCUGUUAUUCAAUAUUCUAUAAGGCAAUACAGGGUUUUCCAUGCCAAAGUGUGCGACUGAACAAAAAUAUUUCGGCCCCUUUACAAUAAGACAGUUCUCCCUCAAAGUUUUAGAUGCUCUUGCAAAUUAUAUUCUGUCAAGGUUUUUGAACGUGGCUUCAAUCUGUUGAUCAUAUCGUGUAGACCUGAGAAAUGUUAGUACAAAUGUUGCCAUCGCUAAUAUCUGUAACCUUUGAAACCAGCAUUUUAUUCAGAAAAAAAAGUGACUCUUAUUUUAGUCUACAUUAAACACACAUUAUAGUUUA
Molecule: messenger RNA, 4887 nt
Organism: Pantherophis guttatus
Lineage: Eukaryota; Metazoa; Chordata; Lepidosauria; Squamata; Colubridae
Product: DNA-directed RNA polymerases I and III subunit RPAC2-like
Biological process (GO): transcription by RNA polymerase III; transcription elongation by RNA polymerase I
Cellular component (GO): RNA polymerase III complex; RNA polymerase I complex
Molecular function (GO): protein dimerization activity; DNA binding
Source: RefSeq, a predicted model, not a curated record